This is a messenger RNA of Somion occarium, 2322 nucleotides long. The record is from the annotation of a GenBank genome assembly. NCBI's taxonomy places the organism in Eukaryota, Fungi, Basidiomycota, Agaricomycetes, Polyporales, Cerrenaceae.
CACCUUGACACUAUGUUCACAAGGAACAAGCUCGGGCAGGAUAUCGUGCGUUAUAACGCACUGUAUAGCACUGUAUUCAAGAAUCAAUGAUUUUGGCUACCACUAUUAGACAUGCAGAACGGGAUAAUAGACUUGCCAAGUUAAUUCAUAGAGACGACCCGGAUGGCUCAGGUCCUUCGUUGCCUCAACAUGAUCAAGACAGAAAUUCGUCUGACCCAACCACGCCUAUCAGACUUCCGAAGAGACCACUGGACGAUCUUCAGUCCGACGGAACGUCAUCCAUUCACAGCGGCUCGAGACUUACGAAACGAAUUCGUUUGGAAACCGGGGACAUCCCAUACACAUUUCGGCCUUUCAAUGACGUAGCCGAGACAUCCCCCGGGCCUUCCUCAAUCACAUCAAUAAGACCUCUGAAACCACCUGUAGAUGAUCUCGGAUCGUUCGAAUACACAACUGCUCCAUUAAUACAUGAAAAUAAACCCACCGGAUUGGGCACCCUGAAAGAUUUGGAGGUUGGUCGAGAAAUAUCCGAAUAUAGCUUGAACGUUGUUGGUGCACCCAAACGGAAUUUUGAUGACGACGAGCCUUCGAUUGGUUUGGAGAAUGAGCCUAGGCCUGCGAAACGUAUCCGUUUGGAGCAGACAAAGGCCUCAGACGCUUUGAAGGAAGAUGAUCCCUGUAACCCACGCACCCUUGUACCCACCCUGCAUGCUUGUGCUCUGACUUGUUCAAGAUGGCGCGCAGCUGCUCGCCCACAUAUCUUUCGCUUCAUAUUCAUACGGCAUCCAAGUCGUCUCUAUGACCUAGCUGAGCUCAUUCGUGGCGAAGCAAUGAUUGCAGGGUGGAUACGCAGAGUUCGCCUGGAAGGGACGUCCUUACCCAUGCAGGCUGAAUAUCGAACACCUCUGGAAGGCGUAGAAGAAGAUCCAGAUCGAUGGAUAUAUCAGUUCCCUUCUGUUCUCGCAACUUCGCUAUCAGGUAUCAAGGCUCUUGAGAUUUUUGGCUUCGCACAUCUGAGUCCGCGGCGCGAGGACCACGAAGCAUUUGCUCACUGGAUUUCACACUUAACGAAACUAAAAUCAGUUGAGCAGCUGCAUCUGCUGCGUUGCGAAAUGAGCGCAAACAGCCUAUCCGCCCUUAUUCGUGCAUUCCCAAAAUUGGACUUGUUCGCCGCUGUUGAAGCCAACUUUACUACGCUAAAUCUGACAGUUCUACGCGACGUCUCUCCUGCUGGCAGCCUUGGUUCGGCGGCUGCUGGUCCCGUCGAACUCCCAGACAACUCUGAACCGACAUCUAUCUCACACCGACGUGAAGCAUCACGUACUUCAUCAACUUCUGCAAUUGACGAUACAGUGUACUCAUCUAUGUCCUCAGACGAGUCAAAUGACGCGAACCCACCGGUGGAAUAUCCGAUUUUUCAUUCAUACCCGCAACUGAAGUCGUUCAGAUUUGAUAACUCACUAACACAAUACCCACCCUUCGACUUUCUGACCGUACGUGACUGGCUCCGCCCCGAGACCCUUUCCCGAAGUCUCAAAUCAUUGGACAUCGGUGGAAAUACCAACGUCGCAUCCAUAGCCAAGUUCAUUGCCGAUCUCGGACCAUGUUUUUCAUUGCAACAUUUGAAAAUAUCUGUUGCUGGCAUUCUUGAAGCAUUUAUCACGUCUGGGUUGGACAUCUCUAAGCUGUCCAAUCUGAGGACUAUAUGUUUCCCGGCGGAUUUUGACUAUCUUGACACUGAUCAGGUCGAGAUCAUCCACCUCUUGCUAUCUCAGCUCAAUGCACCUCAUUUGUGGAAAAUCUCUAUCAUCACCGGAUAUGACGAGGAAGAGUUCGACGAGCUCGUGGACACCGAAAAUCAUCUGGCAAACAAGAAGUUUGAGGACCUCGAGGAAUUUUGUCUAAUCAUUUUUGAAGAGCCUCGUUUCAUGAAAGACGCCUUUCAGCAAACUGUGAAGGCAAUGUUUCCGUUGAUGGAGAAAAUGGGGAAACUUAGGAUCAUCCAAUGGCAUGAGCCCUAUCUCUUCUAAUUCUUUCGCUAUACUUUACAAGUUGCCGUGGCUUUCAUAUCAAAACAAAACAUUUGUGAUAGAUAUUCGUACAAUUUGCAUCGCACUAUGAGGUCAAACCUGAGCUACAUUAAUGUACUACUUGCGACCCAAGUGCUACAUGCGAAGACAUGGUUAACGGUUAACGAUGCCUCACAGAUUGGAACAUAUAACACUAACGGAUUAUCACAACAGUGGAGCCCAGGUUUCACGAAUGCGGCCCGCCCUCAUAUGUCGAAUACGAGCGACGUCGUAAUAACCAUGAGUGGGAUAC